AUGUUCGUUACCUUAUUUCAAUCUAUAUCAAAGUUUAUCUUUGUAAUUGCAAUAUGGAAUCAAUGGAAGUAUAAUAGAAAUCAUAGAUCAAUAUAUGGAAUAUCAUAUGAUCUUUUUGCAGCAACAUUUUUCAGUCAUCUUUGCUUAGUAUGGUGCACCUUAAAUUAUAAAUAUUCAUCUUUAUUGAUAACUCAAGCAGUAAAUAGGUUUCCUCUUUUCUAUAAUACAAAUAAUGAGACACCUGGAACAGGUAAUAUUCCAAUAUCCCUGUUGAUAUUAUGCAAUGAUAUUUUGAAUAUUAUUGGAUCGAUUUGGGUAUUCAAACAACUUAUUUUCUAUAGAAAGACAAAGCAUAUUUACCAAGGAAUUUCACCAAUAUUUAUUUCCGUCGUAUGUCUUUUCACAGUAUUCAACUUUUUUACUUUGGUUUGCUCACUUUCAAAUUUACCUAAUAAUUCUGGGAAAUUUGGAAUUUUUUAUUUAGAACAUAUUAAUUACAUUUGGGUAAUAGGAAAUUUAUUAGAAUCAUUUAAAAUAUUGCCACAGAUAUCAUUAAACUGGAUGGGAAGAUCCACAUCAGGAUUAUCUUCCACCUUUAUCUUAAUGAAUUUAUUUAGUGCUACAUUAAUGUUGGUCACGUCAAUUUUCGAUGGGAAUUCAACUGUUAGUUAUUUUUUGAGACCAUAUAAUUAUCAACCUAUCUUCGUUACUGUUUUUCAGUUUAUUUUGGCAGUCAUUCUUUUCAUUCAGGAAAAAUAUGUCUAUAUUAAUUCAAAACCUUAUUUGCAAAAAGGUAAAGAAUCUUCCAUUGUGUAA
Molecule: messenger RNA, 816 nt
Organism: Tetrapisispora phaffii CBS 4417
Lineage: Eukaryota; Fungi; Ascomycota; Saccharomycetes; Saccharomycetales; Saccharomycetaceae
Exons: 1
Coding region: 1-816 (271 amino acids)
Source: RefSeq, a predicted model, not a curated record